UUUACGUGCGUCAUGUAGCUACGUCGCGACGCGCAUAUGUUGUUCCGCACAAGCCUAUACGGGUACAAGUGACGGGCUGACGGCGCGAUCCCCAAUUUUUUCGCUCUUCCGCCGUUCCGCGUCUUCUUCACGCGCCCAGUAACAGUACGACGCUUCGCGUGUGUGGGUGAUCGCCACGUUGAACGCCGAGGGACAUCAUUUCUACCGGUGCGUGUACGACGCUUCCUAUGUGUGAGUGAUCGCCAUCCUGGACGCCGGAGACACCAUUUCUGCUGGUGCGUGUACGACGCUUCGUAUGUGUGAGUGAUCGCCACGUGCCGUACGCUGAGAGACAUUAUUUCUGGUGCGUGUACGUACGUACGUGUGUGUGUGUAUAUGCGACACUUUUCGCUUGCCAGCUUUUACUGUACAUUAUAGAUUUUAAAUCAAAUACUUAUCGACUUUAUUUGUGCACUGUGAAUCAUAAGCAUGGAGUAUAAGUACAGAUUAGUGGUGUUUAUUAACGCGAAGAAAAAGAAAGAAAUUGAUAUAGUGCCUGCAACGUGGCUUCACUGCGACCAAAAAACUGAAACUUUACUCUGUAAAUUCAUGCCGCCGCCUUACAAUGCAGAGAGAAGAAAAAAAUUAAUACACAUGACAAAAACAUGUGAAUUACCCGAGGAAGAAUGGCCAAAUUAUCCUGUGGAUCUAGUAGGAAGAGCAUGCACUUACGAAGAAGGUGAAGAUAAAGUUAUAAGGUUAGAAAAUAAACCUUAUGCAUAUUCGACUGAUAAUGAAAUCAGAGCAAAAAAUAAAGCACACGAGGAUAAAAGAAAUUUUAAAUUUAAAUCAGUCUCAAAUAUGUGUCUAGAAAUGGAGAAAAUAAAUGUUGACUUAAAUACAAGUAUGGAUAAUCAAUGUCUGAAUAUGCCAUUCCAAAGUGAAGUUGAAAAGUUCUCCGAUUCUUCAAAUGAAAAUUUAAAAGAAAGGAUAAAAAAACACAAAUCUUCAAGAGACGAGACUUUAUUACAUAAUGAAGCAUUAAAGAAAAACAAGAAAAAUAUAAGAUUAUUUGACUCUGAUGGUAAUACUGAAACUGAUAUGGAAAUGACGGUACAUCAAAGCAACAAAAAAUAUAUGAGAAAAGAAAUUAAAGAAUUACAAAAGAAAGAAAUAUCAAAUAAAUCUUUUCUUCCACAAAAAGAGCAUUUGAAUGAGAAUAAUUACGAAGAUCGUAUGUGUAAGAAAGCCAAAGAAUAUUACAGAAGUUUGUCAAAAAAAAUUGCAAAUUUACAAAGAGAUAGUGAAAUUGUCACUAUCAGUAAAAGAAUUACAGCAAAGUUUUGAAGAAUCAAGAGAAAAUAAUAAUUUAUUUCUUUUUCCUGAUGGUGAAAAAGAUGACGAAUUCCCUCUUCCAUGCCAAACAUACGAGCAAUUCGAGGAAUUAGACGGACAAUUAACGACAA
Messenger RNA from Monomorium pharaonis (pharaoh ant), 1445 nucleotides. RefSeq lists its product as uncharacterized. The record is from RefSeq and is a predicted model, not a curated record. The transcript is spliced from 4 exons. Bases 469 to 1326 code for a protein of 285 amino acids. Lineage: Eukaryota; Metazoa; Arthropoda; Insecta; Hymenoptera; Formicidae.